UGACUAAUUGAGUUCCAAUUGUUUGAACACAUACAUAAUAAAAUAUUCUUAUAUCCCUACUGUACUUUCCAAAUUUUAUACAAAUAAAGCGUGGCAAAGAAAGUUCUGAUACUCCGCUAUAUAUCAGGAAAUUAGUGUGCCAUGUUUUUUUAAUUUGUCUCUAUUCUCCAUUAUGCCAAAACUUGGAAUAUCCAGGGGCAGCAACCUGCUACCCCUAACGUUGAUUAUCUUCACCUUAUUGAUACAAAAUGGUAGCACUGCUGCGCGCACCACGACUAACUCCAAUCUCCAUUUUAAAGAAGCGCCACAGUUCUACAACUCCCCUAGGUGUUCUGCUUUAAAUUCUUCAGAAAAUGCAGUACAUGUUGCUAUGACGCUUGAUAUAGCUUAUCUCAGGGGAUCUAUGGCCGCUAUUCUUUCUGUUUUACAACACUCUUCUUGCCCGGAAAACAUUAUUUUCCACUUUGUGGCAUCUUCGUCUACUGAAACCGCAAGUUUGAAUCUCAUUAUCAAGAAAUCAUUUCCUUAUCUGCACUACACGAUUUAUCCAAUCCAAGAUAUUGCAGCGGUGGCAGGACUAAUUUCGACAUCAAUCCGCUCUGCUUUGGACUGUCCUUUAAAUUACGCUCGCAAUUAUCUAGCUGAUCUACUUCCUCAACACCUUCAAAAGGUCGUUUAUCUCGAUUCGGAUCUUAUUCUAGUAGACGACAUUGCUAAAUUAGCAGCAACGCCGCUAUCAGGGGACUCUGUUCUAGCAGCGCCUGAAUACUGCAAUGCUAAUUUCACUACUUACUUCACUCCUACUUUUUGGUCUAAUCCUUCUCUUUCCUUAACGUUCGCGAAUAAAAAUCGAAAGCCUUGUUACUUUAACACAGGGGUUAUGGUCAUUGAUCUAGUGAGAUGGAGAGCAGGGGAUUAUACGACGAAGAUUGUAGAGUGGAUGGAGCUGCAAAAGAGAAUGAGGAUUUAUGAAUUGGGCUCUUUACCGCCUUUUCUGCUUGUUUUCGCUGGAAAUAUAGCUCCAGUUGAUCACAGCUGGAACCAACAUGGGCUUGGUGGAGAUAAUUUUCAUGGACUCUGCAGGGACUUGCACCCUGGUCCGGUUAGCCUGUUGCAUUGGAGUGGGAAGGGGAAACCGUGGGCUCGACUGGACGCGAACCGGCCUUGUCCAUUGGAUGGCCUCUGGUCACCUUAUGACCUGCUACAAACGCAUUAUACUCUUGAAUCUUAAGGUGUAUUAGAAAUUAUAGUAAAAGAGAUCGAGAGUAGAGAUCUGUGUCUACUGUCUUUGAGAUCCUCCUCGAUUGAUUGUGUUAAUGUACAGUAAGUACUAUUUGUCUGUUUUGACGGAGCUAGUCACUCCAGAAGGGCUAAGGUGAAGUUUGUUAUUUUUCGUAGAUUACAAUUUACAAUAUACAGUACCUAGCCAAGAAUUUUAUACUGGCACUUUGCUAGAGUAGUAGUAGUAGCAUUUUUGAAAGUGCGAUUUGAAAACAUAUAUUUGUGGUUGAUUAAGUUUAUUAUAGGAUGAAAAAAGACGCAGCCUUCUGCCCAUCCCAA
This is a messenger RNA of Capsicum annuum, 1560 nucleotides long. Its product is annotated as probable galacturonosyltransferase-like 1. Gene Ontology annotation, cellular component: Golgi apparatus. Bases 173 to 1231 code for a protein of 352 amino acids. Gene Ontology annotation, molecular function: glycosyltransferase activity. Lineage: Eukaryota; Viridiplantae; Streptophyta; Magnoliopsida; Solanales; Solanaceae. The transcript is spliced from 2 exons. The record is from RefSeq and is a predicted model, not a curated record.